AUGCAGCGAGAUCCAGCUUCUCCUGCCUCUCAUGCCUCCGCAUCCGCACAGGCCGACUACAACCUCUCUCCCUCUUCUCUAUGGCAGGAUGGUCGAAAACGCAAAAAUGCCCCGCCUGGCUCACGCAGUGUCGACACCCUCACCCCAGAGCAGCUUGCCAAAAAGCGUGCCAACGACCGGGAAGCCCAACGUGCCAUUCGAGAGCGCACAAAGCAGACCAUUGAGAAUCUGGAGCGCAGGAUACAGGAGCUGACAUCCCACCAACCGUAUCAAGAGCUUGAAGCCGUCAUCAGACAGAAAGAUGCCAUCCAGGCCGAGAAUGAGGAGAUUCGGAGGAGGCUCGCCUCGGUCAUGUCCAUCAUUCAACCCAUAGUAGGAGCACAGGGUUUGACUGAUCUCGCAACCGCCGCGCAGCACAAUGUCCACGCUGGACCAAGCCAAGCGAAUCCCCAUCCCAGACCUGUCUUCCCGCCAAAUAACGGCGCCCAAGCCGAUCCAACCUCCUUCAACAGCCAGCGAAAUAGGAGUGCAAGCUUCUCCCUCUCUCCCAAUAUCUCACAAGGCCACUUAGAAGCCUCAACGCAUCCCUCGCCAUUUGGAGCAGAAGGGGCCGAGGAGCACAGGCAUUUACCUACAUCCAGAGAUGCUCUGAACAACCAGCGAGACAACCUCCAACGGAGUCUCGAAUUGAAUGAUGGCGGGGAACGUGUCAAUUUUGGUUUCCUGCUCGAUCUUUUGGGACAGCGAACAGGCAAUGCUGGCCCUCAACCUCGACCGCGACCUCAACAACCGCAGAUGCAGCAGCAGACCUCGCCUGACAGUCUGGGCUCCGCUUAUCCAGCCCUUCCUUCAGCUCUGCCCGACCAACUACAACUUCCCACAGCAUCCUGGAGUGUCCUUCCCAAGAACAGUCCGCCCACAUGCCCUCUCGAUAGUUUACUCCUCAAAUUCUUACAAUCUCGUCAGCGUGAACCUGUGGGGGGCGCCAACGCUCUUCCCACCACACCGUCCUACCCUUCUGUUUCCUCUCUCCUGAAUCCUAGCAGGCCCCGCCGCUCGCUUGACGACUUAUCCCAGCUUAUGACGGACAUCAUCUCUAAAUUCCCCAACAUUUCUGAACUGCCUGAGCAAGUGGCGACAUUGUAUGUCAUGUUCACCCGUAUGCGCUGGCAAAUCCACCCGACCAAGGAGAACUACGAGCGGCUACCCGAAUGGUCCCGGCCUACCCCGGCGCAAGUUUUCCACCCUCAUCCAGCAUGGAUGGAUCAUAUCCUCUGGCCGCGGAUGCGAGAUAAGGUCGUGGCGAACCCACAGGAUUAUCCUUUCGACAAUUGGUUCUUUCCAUAUACUUCGGGUCUCAGUGUCAACUGGCCGUACGAUCCGGUGGAUUGUCUACUGAGCACCUCGGAGAAAGAAGAGCCGGUUAUCAAUCCAGUCUUUGAGAGCCACAUUCGGCGCCUUGAGAACUGGAGUUUGGGACCCUUGUUUGCCGAGACCUAUCCUAAUUUGGCGGAUACGGCGAGAAUCAAGUGGAGAGAGCCUUGA
This is a messenger RNA of Cladophialophora psammophila CBS 110553, 1545 nucleotides long. RefSeq lists its product as uncharacterized. Gene Ontology annotation, biological process: regulation of DNA-templated transcription. The transcript has 2 exons. Gene Ontology annotation, molecular function: DNA-binding transcription factor activity. The record is from RefSeq and is a predicted model, not a curated record. Bases 1 to 1545 code for a protein of 514 amino acids. NCBI's taxonomy places the organism in Eukaryota, Fungi, Ascomycota, Eurotiomycetes, Chaetothyriales, Herpotrichiellaceae.